AUGUAUAUGUACAUGGUGGUGGUGCUCAAAAGCGCGGAUGUACGGCGCCUUGCGGCGCAUCAGCAGAACAUUCAGUUUAUUCAGUAUCUCGUCGGCCCUGGAGCCCACAGAGCACAAGUGGAUUGCGGCGAGCCGCUGCCUGACGAAAGUAGUCCUCAAUCUCCAGCCUUGAAGGAGCUCCAAAUAAGCACCUUGCUACUGUUUCCAUCUUGUGCUUGCUUGGCGCUGCUGCGACUGGAGGACUCGGAAUAUCGGCGGAAGCUCUGCUGCGAACUGAAGCAGGAGUCCACGGUGCUUGCGGCUCGUAGGUUGAUUGUUCUAAACGCAAUUGCAUGA
This is a messenger RNA of Volvox carteri f. nagariensis, 336 nucleotides long. RefSeq lists its product as uncharacterized. The coding region runs from base 1 to 336 and encodes 111 amino acids. The transcript has 2 exons. NCBI's taxonomy places the organism in Eukaryota, Viridiplantae, Chlorophyta, Chlorophyceae, Chlamydomonadales, Volvocaceae. The record is from RefSeq and is a predicted model, not a curated record.